AUCCAACGAGCUUUAUUCUCACUCAGAGCAGUGUAGAGAGCAGCUGAGAGGCUGAUCUGCUGAUUUACAGACAAUAAACAGCCAGGUGAGAAUGGGUGGCAUGUACCGCAGACGAGGACCUACACAUCUUCAGCUCCCAAAAGAAACGGAGGUCAGUCAGAUCUCACUACAUCACCAGAAAAUGCCAUCGCAAAAGAAAAUCUGUUUGCGCUCGAUACAGCUAUCGCAGUCCUUCAGUUCUAUGGAAGACUCCUCACCAGAACUCAGGAUCCCGACAUUUAAGCACAAAAACUCGGAACCAGAGAUUUUCACCUUUGAAUCCAUCCCAAAACAGCAGCAAUCGAGCUCAACUGUCCGAGUAAGAAAACCCCGCAGAGUGCUGUACCCUGCAAAAGUGAAGAAGUAUCUGCCUCCAACAGAAAGCAGCCCUGCCAAAAAAUGGCUUGCGUUUUUCUUUUGCAUCGUCCUCCUCCAAGUCUACAUGGAGGAAGGUGUACAUGACGGAGAAGACAGCACGGCAGACCAUGACCAUCGAAGCAUUCCUAAUGGGGAUCCUGAGGGGGUCACGCUGCUCAUGUCCGCCAAGAUUAGCGGUGAGAUCUUGGGCAAGCUGUACGAGGUUCCUGACAAUGCUACUUACGGCACGCCAAUAAGAACAAGUGACCAAGAAGCCUUCCAUUCUUCCAGGGUAGAAGCUAAAGUCCCUACCGGCCAGCCGCAGGAACAGAAUUCCCAUUACCGAGUCCACCAGCAAGAAUAUCACAGGGCAUCUCUCUGUGACCGCGGUUUCUGCAACUACAUCCUGAUCACCGUUCCUCUGUUAGAACACAGAUUUUGAUGUUCAGUGUGCAAAUUAGUCAUAAUGCUUCCGAAAAAAGUCAGCAACUGAAACUCCAGGAAGAAAUGGACAGUACAUAAUCCAUGACCUGAGUUACAGGCGGGCAUCUUAGUCCCAAGAAAAAAGAAGCCUUCUGGGUCAGAAGUUCUAAUGUCACAAGUUUUUUUUUAUGAAGUUUGGAGUCAGCUGUAAUAUUCCUAGAAGGUUUCUGCUGAGUCUGAUUAUGUCAGGACUUGGUAUAUCAGAUCAGAGGGAGAUCAGAUUUUAAAGCAGUGUUAAGUUUUUAUUUCCAUAACUCCCUAUGUGACUGUGUAGUUAUGGUGUAAGACAAGCUUGCUGUUUGUGCACACUUUCUCUCAAAUGGAAGAAAGCAAUGAACUGCUAUCUGUAGUAAUAGCAUCUUACAGGACACAUUGUCCUACUUUUGUGACAUUAAUCAAGUAAUUAUGCAAAUGAUUUAUUUAUUGCUGUUUUUCAUUAGUCAUGUGAAAAAUAAUACAAUAAGCAGAAGUAAUUAUAUAUUUAAGAAUUAAUUGCAAUUUGUGUUGACUGUUAACAUAUUUGUAUUUAUGAAGGGUUUUGAAAUUGAUAAAAUCCUAAAUUAUUUGAGGCAGAGUAACAUUUUUCAAAUAUGAAGUGUUUCAGUAUCGUGCAGAUACUAUAAAAAAAUGCAGUGAAAUAAAAGACUAUGUGUGUUUCUGAAGAAUGUUUGGAGUUAUGAAGUACCUAGUAGGUUGUGGAAAACGGCAGGAAACAACCACUGGGCGUUAACCUAUAAUAUUUAAGAAUGUGUAAUGGAUUUAUUUAUUAAUAAAUUAUGUUUUUGAAAUGGUUGGCACUUAGAUCAAUGAAACUACAUCACAUGCACAAGAAGAAAUGCUUGAGUUAAAUUGCAACUUUUCAUUGUAUAGUGUAUAUUCACUUAUGAAAUGCUAGCGUUCUGUGGAAAGGUGCAUGACAAAAUCUGAAAAGUUGAUGUAAUAUUUAAGAAUGACCUUAUUUAUUUGUAUUUAAUUUAUUUAUGACAUGUUAAAUAUUUUGUGGACAAUGACAUGCCAAAAAAAUAAAAGAUGCUUUUAAUUUAA
Messenger RNA from Protopterus annectens (West African lungfish), 1923 nucleotides. RefSeq lists its product as uncharacterized. Gene Ontology annotation, biological process: negative regulation of apoptotic process. The coding region runs from base 92 to 838 and encodes 248 amino acids. The transcript has a single exon. Lineage: Eukaryota; Metazoa; Chordata; Ceratodontiformes; Protopteridae. The record is from RefSeq and is a predicted model, not a curated record.